Molecule: messenger RNA, 2051 nt
Organism: Bolinopsis microptera
Lineage: Eukaryota; Metazoa; Ctenophora; Tentaculata; Lobata; Bolinopsidae
Product: serine/threonine-protein kinase RIO3-like
Exons: 12
Coding region: 60-1736 (558 amino acids)
Molecular function (GO): ATP binding; protein serine/threonine kinase activity
Source: RefSeq, a predicted model, not a curated record
CAGAAAAACCUUGGGGUGAAAGCCUCAAUAACAAUCAGUUCCAGAGUCUAGAUUCUAUAAUGCAACAAGAAGGCGAAGAGAAAGAUGAGAGACUAGCUAGAGAGAUACACAGAAAGUUGAACCUAGUUGACAACUCAACAGGUGCACGUGCUUCCUCCUCCACUGGUGCUGCUGCUGAGUCAGAUGAAGAGAUGGCCAGAAGACUACAGGAGCAACUUAAUAGAGGCUCUCCAAUAGUAACCCCAAGUGAGGUCACCCCAUCUUCUUCAACUAGCACGGAAACAGACGAGGAAAUGGCACGGAGAUUACAGGAGGAACUUAACAGAGAAGAUGACGAGAAUACAGCAAACGACGCGCUACUAGCAGCCAUGUUACAAAACCAAAUAGACACUGAGAGAAUGGCUGAGGAGAAGCACAGGAACGGGAAUGCUAAGGUAACCAUGAGUUCCUUCAGAGGUACCCAGUACCGUGAUCAGGAUAUGGAUGAGUUCUCUGAGGAUGAGGAAGAGAGUUUCUACGAAGUACCGGAAGUAGUGUCAGACCCGAGUCGUACUAAGCACGACAAGGCGGCUAACAUGGCCCGCAACCAGAAGAAGAUAACAGACACCUUCAACAUUGAGUUCAACACUGGUGAUUUUACAGGGAUCAAGGUGCCCCAUAAAGUUUACAACGAGCUGCAAGUUGAGGCGCAUAAGUCUAAGUUUGAUGGUGUUAGGGUGAAGGAUAGGAGGGAUAUCUCUACUCAUGAGAAAGUGUUGGACAAGAGAACGAGGGUAGUGAUGUUGAAAAUGUUGAACAGUGGGAUAGUUAAUAAGAUAAACGGUAUUAUCAGCACUGGCAAGGAGAGUGUUAUUAUACACUGUAACGGUGGCAGGCUGCCAGGGCUGGGUAACGAGUCAAUACCCGUACCAGCUGAGUGUGUAUUCAAGAUCCACAAGACCAGUUUAAACGAGUUCCGGAGGAGGAGAGAGUACUUGGAUGACAGGUACACUAAAGUGGUUAACAACAGAACAAAGAAACUAAUAGAGGUAUGGGCUAUGAAGGAAGUUAACAAUCUGAACAGGUUGAGGAGAGCGGGGAUAUUGUGUCCAGAAGUGGUGGCUCACAGAAAACAGUUGCUACUUCUCAGCUUUAUUGGAUCUAACGGUGUUCCGGCCCCGACCCUCCACGAUGCUGCCUUCUCAUCCGACCAGUUAAAAUCCGCCUAUCAGCAACUGCUAUCCGGCAUGAUGGCAAUGCACAGUAAAAGUAAGCUAGUACACGCUGAUCUUAGCGAAUAUAACUUACUUUGGUCUAACGGAGUUUUGCACUUUAUAGACCUAUCACAAGCAGUCCUUACUGACCAUCCCUCAGCUCUUACUUAUCUAUACAGAGAUUGUACGAAUAUGUACAAAUAUUUCCACUCUCGGGGGUUGAAGAAUGUCGCAGAUCCUAGGAAAAUGUUUUGUCACGUGACAGGAUUGGAAGUAGAGUACACAGAUGAAGCUACUUUUGUGGCUAGGAUAGAGCACUUACAACGAAAAGAAAUAAAAGACUUCAAGCAUGGUUCAACAGCUACUGACUACGCUUUUGAGACAUCUUUUCAAGAGACAAUCCUUUUAUCUGAUAGUGAUAGCGAAGAAGAGGAGGAAGAAGAAGAGGAGGCUAGGGGAGAAGAAAGUCAGCAGGAAGGAGACAGGGGGGAGGAGAGUUUACAAGGUAAUGCAGAACCUUGUAGCAGUACAGGACAGGAGUAAGGAUUACUGGGGGAACUUUCUGUUGAGUAGGACUUUGUGAAUGGUUUUAUUGGAGUUGGGGAAAUGUGUUAGUUUAGAAAUACUUAGUUCACAAGUGCUGUGAGUUGUAAUUGUAACAUUAGCUAUUGGGAGACUAUUUAGUUUAUUAACAGUUCCUAAAAAAUGCUAAUAGUAGGACUUAGGAGAAUCUGAUUUAUUUACUUUAGUCUGAUUUAUUUAAUUCUGAUCCUCUUGGUUGACAUUUUGACCUUUCAAAACAUUUUUAGGUAUGUACUCAUUUAUUGUAAAAAUGUUUUUAUUGUGAAAGUUAGUGAA